ACCAAUAAAUACCAUUCGAAUUUUUUUAUGUACGGUAAAUGUAUUCCAGUGAUACGUGGCUCCGGUGUCUAUCAGGAUGCAGUUGAUUUGUGUAUACAAAAGUGCGCGCUCGGGCAUUGGGUGCAUGUCUUUCCGGAAGGCAAAGUUAACAUGACCAAAGAGGAAAUGCGUCUGAAGUGGGGUGUGGGUCGUAUCAUAUACGAAUCGCCACAAAUUCCAAUUAUUAUACCUAUGUGGCAUGAAGGCAUGGAUGAGGUGUUGCCCAACACUGAGCCUUACAUGUUGAAAUGGGGCAAAAAGGUCACACUGAAUAUUGGCCAACCCAUAGACUUGCAUGAUUUUAUACAGGAUCUCAAAGAUCGCAAAGUGCCUGAGUCGGAGGCUAGGAAAUUGAUAACCGACAAAAUACAAGAUGUGUUUCAUCAUUUACGUAAAGAAACUGUAGAACUGCAUAAAAAACGGCAAUAGUAAUUAAGUAAAUUUGUUUUAAAUUAUUUUAUUAACGUUCUACUCAUAGACUCAUGGACGAAGAGGCAUACAAUUUUUAGCUAUUAUAUAUUUAGUUAGAUAUAAAUGAAAAACACAGAAAAGUAGAAAAUAUUAUGUUUAAAACCUUAGAGUAGCCCACAAAAAGUGUGAAAUUAUCAUUUUUACAGCUAUCGCUCGAAAAUACAUUAUUUUUUCCUUUAUUUUACUUGCAAAUACCAUUGCUGUAGAAAUAAAGACGCUAACUUUUUCUUAGUGAAAACAACGACGUAUUCCGUAAAACAAAUUAUGUUAAAAAUGCAAUGUGCAAUUUAUUGAAUAUUUAUGUAGUACAUAUAUUUUUGACUGUAAAAUAAUUAUUGUAAUUUGCUUAGUUUUAUGUGAAUAUUCAACGAUAAUAUUAUACGCUUAAAAACUAAACAAAAAAUUUAAUAUACUACUAGAAACCGAGUAUUCGUACAGAUAUAUUGUAAAAAGUAUUGUAGUAAAUGAUGUAAAUACGAUUUUAGAUAUGCAUAAAAACCGACGCCCUAAAUUUAUGAAUAUAAUGAAUUAGAUAUAUUGAUGAAUGCAUGUAUUUAUAUGUAUGUUUAAAAAUAAAAUAUAUUUAUAUAUUUCAACUGUAAGAGGAUUGCUUGCGUUUGAGUGUUGCGCAAAUCGUGUGUAAAAUAUUGUUUUAUGUGUCGAAUAAUGAACGCAAACGUUUAAAACAUAUGUUAAAAAAAAAUAAUAAAUUAGAAAGGAGAGCCGAAGGUCAUAUUAGUGCUCCUUUUUCGGUAAAGGAGUGAUCUUUCUCUCCUUUUCCUUUAUUAAUAAUAAUAAUGAUUAUAAUUAGAAAAGAGCAUCACUGUCAAAUUUUUAAGUAUUAUACAUAAAUAUACGAGUACGAAAACGAAAA
Rhagoletis pomonella (apple maggot) is the source of this 1384-nucleotide messenger RNA. RefSeq names its product tafazzin homolog. Lineage: Eukaryota; Metazoa; Arthropoda; Insecta; Diptera; Tephritidae. Gene Ontology annotation, biological process: inner mitochondrial membrane organization; cardiolipin acyl-chain remodeling. The record is from RefSeq and is a predicted model, not a curated record. Gene Ontology annotation, molecular function: 1-acylglycerophosphocholine O-acyltransferase activity. Gene Ontology annotation, cellular component: mitochondrial membrane. The coding region runs from base 28 to 468 and encodes 146 amino acids. The transcript has 3 exons.